AGACCUCGGCUCAACACAGCUCCGGAGCCACAGCUGCCAUGGCUUGGAAACUCCUGCCACUGCUGGCCCUGGUGGCACAGGCAGCCGAUUACAACAUCGUGAAUUUGGACAACAGCACCUUGAAACUGCUGACGGGCAAAGACAUUCCUGCAUUUGUUCGUUUUGACAGAGACUACCCCUAUGGUGAGAAGGCCGAAGCCUUCAAGGCAUUGGCGCAGACAGCUGCAGGGGCCAAGGUGCCACGGGGUGGUGAUCAUCGGCACAGUGGGCAUCUCCACCUAUGGUGAGAAGAUGAAUCAGGAUUUGGCGGAAAGGUUUGGCUACAAGCCGUCGGACAAGGAGUUGGAAUACAGUGACAUGGACAACAUCUUUCCCAGGUAUCGCUUCUUCCCCACCAACGGUGCAGACAUGGAGUAUACCGGGCCAGUGACGGUGGAUGCCAUGACGUUGUACCUGAAGAAGGAGGCAAAGAUCUACUUCGGCCUCAAGGGUACUAUCCGCGAGUUCGACAAGUUGGCGGCCGACUUCGUAAAAGAGGGGGCAAACAAGGCAGAAGUCCUUAAGAAUGCCAAGGCUGCAGCAGAUGCGCUUGAAGGCGCCGACAAGGAUGCAGCGGCUUACUACGUGAGAGCCAUGGAGAAGUCACAAGAGAAGGGUGACUGGUUCAAGACUGAGACCGACCGGCUGAAGCAGAUCAUCGGCGGGGGCAAGGUGGCCCCAAGCAAGAAGGAUGAUAUGCAGCUGAAGGUGAACCGACUCAGUGCUUUUGUGUCUCCCAGCGAUGAGCUUUGAGCCUCGCCAAAGAGGGGUACCACUGGAUGGUGGUUUUGAACCAGAAACUAGCAGGAUGC
Messenger RNA from Cladocopium goreaui, 851 nucleotides. NCBI's taxonomy places the organism in Eukaryota, Dinophyceae, Suessiales, Symbiodiniaceae. The record is from the annotation of a GenBank genome assembly.